GUAAUUAGAGUGACAGGUUUUAUGAAAGGGCUUUAUACAGACUUUGAAUUGAAAUCAGAUAACGUUAAGGAUAAAGAUGCCAAAAUCAGCUUCCUUCAGAAGGCGAUUGAUGCUGUCGUAAUGGUCACAGGAGAGCCGCUGUCAGUAAAGCCAGCGCGUGUUGUGGCCGGACACGAACCUGAGAAAACCAAUGAAUUUCUUCAAGCAAUUGGGAAAUGUUGCCUAAAUAAGCUGUCCAGUGAUGUUGCCGUGAAAAGGAUCUUAGCUGGGGAAAGAGCUGACGCUAAAGGGAAACCUCCGUCCUCUAAAUCUCGAGAUAAAGAAAGCAGAGAAUCCAAAACAGAAGAACACAAAAGCCAUAAAGAGGGUAGAGGAGAGACUGAUAUUAAAGACAGAAGCUCAAGCAGAGACAGAAAACACAAAGGAGAUUUGAAAGAGAGUGAAGGAAGAGCAAAGGAAAGUGAUAAACAGAAGGAUAAUGAAGAAAGACACAAAGACCAUGAAAGAGAUUCCUUUAAGGAAGGAGAAAAACAAGAAAGGGAAAGAAACAGAAGCAGAACAACCAAACAAGGAAGAGAAACAGAAAAAAACAAAGGAAAAGGAGACAUAGAACAAGAAGAUGAUCUCAAGCGUGAUAAAGGGCAGGAAAGAGAGAAGAAAAAUGAAGGUGGCAGAGAAAAAGACAGACUGAAAGGAAGAGACAAAGAUAAGGCUAGGGACAGAGAACGAGAGAAAGACAGAGAUAGAGGAAAAGAUCGGGAAAGGGAUAGACACAGAGACAGAGAAAAAGAUGGGGAACACUUAAGAGAACAUGGGAAGGAUAAAGCAGAGAAAAAGUCCGCAGAUUCUGAGGAAUCCAUGCUUAGGACAACGCAGAGGCCCACCAAAGACAGCAAGUGCCAGCCAGAUAAUGCGGUUAUUGGAACAUAUCAUGUUAACAUUUGCAUAGAAAUGGAAGAAUUUGUAAUUCUCAUUUAUGUUACCCAUAUGGUCGUUAUCGGCAGGGUUGACAAUAAAUCUUGGGUGCAGACUCCAUGGACUGUUCACACAAACUUCAAAAAAGAAGAUAAGGAGGAAAACCUGUGA
Eurypyga helias (sunbittern) is the source of this 1086-nucleotide messenger RNA. RefSeq names its product TRAF3-interacting protein 1-like. Gene Ontology annotation, cellular component: intraciliary transport particle B; ciliary basal body; centrosome. NCBI's taxonomy places the organism in Eukaryota, Metazoa, Chordata, Aves, Eurypygiformes, Eurypygidae. The transcript is spliced from 6 exons. Gene Ontology annotation, molecular function: microtubule binding. Gene Ontology annotation, biological process: intraciliary transport; regulation of microtubule cytoskeleton organization; cilium assembly. The annotation marks the transcript as partial. The record is from RefSeq and is a predicted model, not a curated record.